Molecule: messenger RNA, 468 nt
Organism: Neocloeon triangulifer
Lineage: Eukaryota; Metazoa; Arthropoda; Insecta; Ephemeroptera; Baetidae
Product: adipokinetic hormone/corazonin-related peptide-like
Exons: 4
Coding region: 78-401 (107 amino acids)
Cellular component (GO): extracellular region
Molecular function (GO): hormone activity
Source: RefSeq, a predicted model, not a curated record
CUCGCGAAUCUGAUUUGGAUCCUGAUUUAGUCUCUCUGUGCUGCUGAAGACAUUUUUGCAGCUCUAACACAAGCGAAAUGACGAUGGCUUACAGGUACAAGUUGCCGUUGCUGAUGCUCCUGGCUGCCGCCCUUGUCAUCCGGCACUCUGCAAUCGCUCAGGUUACCUUCUCUCGAGAUUGGACUGCCGGUAAAAGGUCUUUGAGCCCUGGAAUGGGCACCGAAUGUUCUCCAAAUUUGAAAUCAACUAUUGCACUGUGCCAGAUACUUAUUAGCGAGUUGCGGCAAUUAGCUUCAUGUGAAAUGCGGAAUCACCUGGUUUUGAAUGGGCAGGCUGCUCAGGAAGAAGCACCAAUGGACCCUGCUAACCCAUUCUCGUCUAGUUCGCGCUCCGGAAGAUAAAAAAAAUCACUCUCUAUGAAAAAAUAAAAUCCUAUAUAGUAAACUGCAAAUAAAUGAAAUAUAGUUA